This is a messenger RNA of Populus nigra (black poplar), 1461 nucleotides long. Its product is annotated as F-box/LRR-repeat protein At4g14103-like. Gene Ontology annotation, molecular function: protein binding. The coding region runs from base 1 to 1461 and encodes 486 amino acids. NCBI's taxonomy places the organism in Eukaryota, Viridiplantae, Streptophyta, Magnoliopsida, Malpighiales, Salicaceae. The transcript is spliced from 2 exons. The record is from RefSeq and is a predicted model, not a curated record.
AUGGCCAAAGACGAUAAACGAAAACGCUGCGAGGAGGUGAAUAAAGAUAUGAUUAGUGGCUUGCCUAAUGUGAUAAUUGGUCAUAUACUCUCGUUUCUUCCUACUAAAGAUGCUCUGUGUACCUGCAUUUUGUCCAAAAGUUGGAGAGAACUCUGGAGAUCACUUUCCAAUUUUGAUUUUGAUGAUCGCACAUGGAAAAGUAGGAUCAUCUUUGGGAAUUUCAUGGAUAGGUUCUUUUAUGUUCAUAACUCGCGUGAAAACUCCAUUACAAAAUUUCGUCUCCGCGUACAUGGAAACUAUCCUUCUUCCCGUUUAAGUCAAUGGAUUGAUGCAGCGAUUAAGGACAAUGUUGAGGAGCUUAUACUUUGGAUACCUCUACUUACUCAUGUUCCGUUGCCUCGGAGAGUUUUUAGUUGUGAGAAAUUAGUGGUUUUGAACCUUAGAUAUGGAAUUGAUAUUGAUCUUCUUGGUGUUGGUGUGCGCUUUUCAUGUCUCAAGGUCCUUCAUCUUGAAGGCCUCCCGAUUCUUGACGAUCUUGCUUCCAUAGAGAAACUAUUAGCAGGUUCCCCAGUCCUUGAAGAACUGAAAAUCGAACAUGAAUAUUGUCGAUCCAGGAACGCUUUACGUGUAUGCUCAAGCUCACUGAAACGCUUGACCAUAAGAUUCACGCGUAUUCGUUAUUACAGGAAGGAUCCUGGUUGCAGAGCACUCACUCUUGAUACCCCAAACCUAGAGCUUCUUAUACUAACUGAUUUCGUGUCCGAGGAGUUAAACAUGCAGCAACUUCCGUGCUCACUAGUCGAGGCAUCCAUCAGUGUUGCUUUUACACAUUUCUUCAUCAUACAACUAGAUACUUAUAUUGACAUGGCGGUUCAGUUCUUGAGACUGAUCAUGCCUAUUGUCAGGAUCUUACGCUUGUGUGGGACUACUAUGAGGGUAAGUUUCUUCCUCAUUUUACUGUUGUGCUUAAAUUGUCAGCGGUCUGAUGACGCACCCCCUCACAUGUUUACCCCUAUACAGAUUUUAUCAAACGCGGUUCGUAAGAAGUUGCCUCGAUUCGAAGAUCUGCCUAAUUUUCAGAACUUGACUCGUUUGGAGAUUGAAGCUAGUGGAGAUUGUCGUUGGAUGGUUUUGCAUGAGAUACUCAAAUGCUCUGUUAAGCUGGAAGUCUUCAUCUUAUACAAGGACGACACUUCGGUAAUUCCCAAAUGGCGAAAUCCUGAAUUCGCGCCACGGUGCAUGAGGUCAAGCCUUAAAGUGAUUGAGUGUGUAGAUUUUGAAGGGGAUUUCGCGGAGAUAGAAAUGGCGGAAUAUUUCAUAAAGAACGCACUGGUCUUGGAGAAGAUGGCUAUCAGAUUUGGAUGGGGCAUGACUCGUAAUUCAAAAGAACGUGUUGCCAAGAGGCUGUCAGGGUGUCAAAUAGGCUCCGAAGCAUGUCGAAUUACAUUUUCAUCACCUUGA